Messenger RNA from Aureobasidium namibiae CBS 147.97, 1050 nucleotides. RefSeq lists its product as uncharacterized. The coding region runs from base 1 to 1050 and encodes 349 amino acids. The record is from RefSeq and is a predicted model, not a curated record. The transcript is spliced from 2 exons. Lineage: Eukaryota; Fungi; Ascomycota; Dothideomycetes; Dothideales; Saccotheciaceae.
AUGCAAAACUCUGGAGCGUGCCUGUCACAAUCGUUUCUGCUCUACUUCCAUGAGUGGGUCGUCGACACUGAAAAGGACGAGGAUUUGUCAAUCACGAAGGCGGUGCUCGCGAGCCAUAUCCAUGCGGCUACCAUCGAGAAGAUCACCUUUGUGUACAAGAGAAAGGAGGUUCUCGAUACUCUGGCUUCAUUGAAUCGCCAACUGAUUCUCGUUUUCGACCCCUUUGCAGACUUCGAUGACCCCGGAGACGAAGACGACAUAGACACCCAAGAGGUUGAAUACUACUUCGAUAUGAUCUUGGUCUUGAUUGCAGUGAGCAAGCUGGCGAUCAGCAGCAUCCAUGUUCGAGCUCGAAGGGAAGAUUGGGAUAAACGACACAUGCCACUGGAUGCGUCUUAUUCUCUCAUUGAGCCACAUCGAACUUUCACUGGCAUUGAGCUUGGAACGAUAUUGCAAUACAUUCACCAGAUACUGCAGAUUGAAAGUCGGCAGGGUACUGCGACAUUCCCUCCAUUACUGGUCGCCAAAUAUCCAAGCAUCGGAGACAUGUCGUUCGACUAUCUCAAAGGACGUCUGAUGAUGCGAAACCUGCACACAUUCCAUUGGUCCGAGUUUCGAAUUUGGAUCUUCAGCCUCGAAUGCAAAAGUCUUCGAAUCCAAAGAUGCAAUCUCAAUCCCAGCGAUCUCAGUCGAAUGCUAGCAGGGGCGAUAGCCAAAAGUCAUCCUAUACGACAUAUAUCAAUAGUCGAUACGGUGUUGCACAAGAAAACGGCUGAGGACGAUAAAUCCUCCUCCUCCCCUAGAACUUCUAUACAUUGUCUGAUCCAGGCCAUCUUGCCUUAUGCACACCAGCUGGACUAUCUUCGCUUUACCAACAUAUGGGCGGGAGUUGACGUUUCUCCUGACUCCCCGGUGUUUGAGAAGAAUCUAGGAGAGCUCGAAGUCAAGGGAAGAGAACAGAUACGCCCGCGUCUCGUCCAUUUGUCCAACGAGUUUCCCGAACCGGAUGCAAUGCGUCUGGACGGAAACACAACCAGUGGAGACGAGUAG